AUGCUGGUUUUGGAUGAGGCUGAUGAAAUGUUGAAGAAAGGUUUCAAGGAGCAGAUCUAUGAUGUGUACAGGUAUUUGCCACCAGCCACACAGGUCGUUCUCAUCAGUGCCACACUGCCUCAGGAGAUCCUGGAGAUGACCAACAAGUUCAUGACCGACCCCAUCCGCAUCCUGGUGAAGCGUGAUGAGUUGACUCUGGAAGGCAUCAAACAGUUCUUUGUGGCCGUGGAAAGAGAGGAAUGGAAGUUUGAUACUCUAUGUGAUCUCUACGACACGCUGACCAUCACCCAGGCCGUAAUCUUCUGCAACACCAAGAGGAAGGUUGACUGGCUGACAGAGAAAAUGAGAGAAGCCAAUUUCACUGUGUCGUCCAUGCAUGGAGACAUGCCCCAGAAAGAACGAGAGUCUAUCAUGAAGGAGUUCCGGUCAGGUGCCAGCCGGGUGCUCAUCUCCACAGACGUCUGGGCUCGGGGCCUGGAUGUCCCUCAGGUGUCCCUCAUCAUUAACUAUGACCUGCCCAACAACAGAGAACUGUACAUUCACAGAAUUGGGAGAUCGGGUCGGUAUGGACGAAAAGGUGUGGCCAUCGAUUUUGUGAAGAAUGAUGACAUCCGGAUUCUCAGGGACAUCGAGCAGUACUAUGCCACCCAGAUAGACGAGAUGCCCAUGAACGUGGCUGACCUCAUCUGAAGCUGGUGCUGGUCC
Messenger RNA from Mus caroli (Ryukyu mouse), 705 nucleotides. The record is from RefSeq and is a predicted model, not a curated record. NCBI's taxonomy places the organism in Eukaryota, Metazoa, Chordata, Mammalia, Rodentia, Muridae.